This is a messenger RNA of Pyricularia grisea, 564 nucleotides long. RefSeq lists its product as uncharacterized. The transcript has 2 exons. The coding region runs from base 1 to 564 and encodes 187 amino acids. NCBI's taxonomy places the organism in Eukaryota, Fungi, Ascomycota, Sordariomycetes, Magnaporthales, Pyriculariaceae. The record is from RefSeq and is a predicted model, not a curated record.
AUGCCCGAGUUGGGGUUGGGUAGCUCCAUAGAUGUUGUCGGCCCAACGACUGCGGUACACGCCGACGUACUUGCCAGGACUCGACGGGUCUGGGCGGAUGUUCAUGUGGACGGCGCCACGAGACUCCGGUACCAUACUCUCUUUCCACGUCUUGCCCGAGUCUUCAGAGUACCUCACGGCCGACACAUCGUCGUUGCCAACCCACUCAACACCCUCCUCGGCGCGGCAGUGGAAGACGGGCAAGACCCAAACGUCCUUGCCGGGUCCAUUCUUAUCGUUGAGGACGAUGAUGGGCUGGCGGACAAAGAUGCCCCGGUCUGGGAACAGCUCGGCGGGCUCGCCCCAGGUCUUGCCGAGGUCGGUGGAUACGCGCCGCCUCACGAGACACUUGUUCUGGGCGCCGUGCUCCUGGGCCGUGUAGAUGCACCAGAGGUUGCCGGACCUCUCGUCGAGGAAGAGCACCGGGUUUUGCUCGCUGCGGGCCGGGUCUUCGGAAACCUGCAUAGGAGUGGUCCACUCGUUGGCGCCGGGUGCGAGGCGGGAGAGCCAGAUGUAUAUGUCUGA